AAUCCGGAUGUUGCGCACGCUUCGGCUUUGCUGCAGCUUCAUAAAAGCCGAGGAGGACGUUUAACCUGAACGUACGGCUGAUGAUAAUAUCUCACUGCUGUUUGUAACGAGUCUGAAGGGUCGUGUGCACAUGGCUCUUGUUUGUUUUAUGAAGAAAAGGCGCAAUAAUACCGCAAACAUCCCCGAUAACGGGCGCCUCCUUACUGUUGUUUCAAUGCCAUUACCUUAAACUGUAGAAUAGGAGCGCACCGCAAAGCAGACGCGACUUCACCGCAGUACAAAAGGAGAAGUGAGCCUGAAACAUAUGUCGAGGACGCCAGGAGUGGGACAGUAGCAGAAAAAAGGAACCGUUGUGUUGUAGGUGAGCUACAGACAGAAAUACAGACACACCAGUAACCAGAGGAGCAAUUAGCAGCGACAGAGUGCGGGUCUCCGCCAGGUCUGUCUGCGGCCAGCAGAGGCAGGAGAGCAGCCUGCAGAGUAGCUGGCUGGAAGAUGAAGCGAGCUGGGCCUCCCGAUGGGGGGUACGGCUGGGUGGUGGUCAUGUCGGCCUUUGUCACCAUGGGCCUCACCGCUGCUGUCCUCAAGAACUUAGGCCUCUUCUUCCUGGACAUCCAGAGACACUUUGGAGUCCCGACCAGCACUACCUCGUGGGUCACCUCCACCACAAUUGCCAUGUUUCACCUCGGAGCUCCAGCGGCCAGUGUGCUGACUUUACUGUUUUCUCAGAGAGCGGUCAUCAUAGUCGGAGGCCUGCUGGCUGCCUCCGGGAUGUUGCUGGCAUCUCUGGACCUCAGUCUGCCCUGGCUCUACCUCACUAUGGGCGUCUUGCAAGGAAUUGGCAUUUCCUUCUCGUGGAUCCCUGCCAACAGCAUGGUUAGCCACUACUUUGUAAAGUGGCGUCCCAUCGCCUAUGCCAUCGCCAGCACAGGAGAAUGCAUCUUCGCCGUCAUAUUCAGCCCCUUCUUCCAGUGGCUGAUUGAGAUGUACAGCUGGCAGGGCGCCUUCCUCAUCAUCGGAGGCCUUCAGCUCAACCUGUGCGUCUGCGGUGCACUCAUGAGACCCCUGGAGACAGACCAGAGCCCGCUACAGGACAGUGUAGAGGACGACGCCGCUCCGCUCCCGCCAAAGAAGAAAGUUCUCUUCCAGUUCUCCCUGAUGAAAAAACCUGAGCUUUUCCUCUACAUCCUGUUCGCCAUCUUCGCAGCAGCAGGGUUUUUCAUCCCACCUCUCUUUCUGGUGCCCUUCGCCAGCAGUUUGGGGAUGGAUAAGUACUGGCCGGCCUUGAUCCUCUCCGUCCUGGCCUUGGCAGACCUGGGGGGGAGGCUGAUCUGUGGGUGGAUAGCCAACAUGAGGCUGUUCAGGAACCUGCAGCUGCUCACCAUGGCGGUCACUCUGCUCGGGGUGGCGCUCCUGCUGCUGCCCAUCAGUCACAACUACUGGGUCAUCCUGGCCUUUGCCUCGCUCUACGGCUUCCUGUUCGGCUGCGUGGUGGCCAUUCACAUCACCUCCAUCGUGGACAUUGUAACCCUGGAGGGAUUUGACAGCGGACUGGGGCUCUUCAUGCUCUUCAGGAGCAUCGGUGGCUUCAUCGGUCCACCUGCCGCAGGCUGGUUGGUGGAUGAGACGAAUGACUACAGCGCUGCCUUCUACCUCUCCGGCCUGUGCCUCAUUUCAUCAGCAGUGUUUGUCGUCCUGGUCGACCGCCUCGUAGAGAGGAGAAAGGCUGCGGAGGCUAAAGGUCUUCAGGCAAUCAGCCAGGAGGACUGGGAAGCAGGAAAAGUCAAGUGAGACUCUGUUACAUAAGAAUUUUUACCUCAAUGAACUUUAGGUGCCACAAGUGUUUGAUCACACGCCAGCUGCUGGGUGGUUUGACCUAGUUUUACUGGUGAUGCAGGUUUAGGUCAUUAACCCUAUCGGCCCCAGCUGGAAGCCAGCAUCCUGUCCUCUGUUUUUAAGCGAGGCUUGCACACAAACCGAUAAGUCAAUUAACUUAUCAACAACCCUGGUCCUUGAAAGCAAAAUGAGCUAUCGUGAUUGUUUGUAACCCCUCCUUGUGUGUUUUUAUUAUGACAAUCAAUCAACAUGUGAGGGUUAGGGGAAGUUUAACAUUUGUUAGACUUGCAGUUUUUGACCUGGGAUUGAAAGGGUGCCGACAGGUUUCGUUUUUUCCCCUCUGUGUCACAACUUUUUUAGCAGAUGUAGAUUCUUUUAUGUUUUUUUUUAAAUACCUAGAGGGUGUUUUGAAAAACAUUUAUGUUUUCAGUUGGCAACCAAUAGAGAACAGUUUUAACAAAUAAACACUGGUGGUAUUUUUAACAUUAUGGACUAAAAACUUAAAAGCACUACAAGGAGUUUUUCACUGGUUGUGAAACAGUCUCGGUUUAAUACUGUUGCCUCCUAUAUGAUCUACAUAAACAAGAGCAUCAGUGAGAACACUGGCUACACUAGCGGAUACGAUGAAAUGAGGCUGUUGCAACACUUCCACUUUUGUCCACAGGGGCCGCCACAAUCAACACAAAAUGUUGUCGCUGAUUAAGAUGAAUGUAAACCAGACAUUAUCCUUUUUAUCUGGGGAAAUAUUAGAAAUGGCCUUCUUUUUGUUCACUCACUGUGGUUUAAAAAGGUGAACAGACAGCCAAAGUGAGCAGACAAUAAUUACAGUGUUAACAGGAUAAGCUGGUAAUAUUAUAUAUUUUAUUGUCGAGUCAGGGCAGGAGGCUCCAAAAGCAAGAUAUGUCUGAAUGUAUUUAAGGAAAAAGCAUAGAUAUUAUUUAACUGUAGGACUCCCCUGUAUUUAAUCAGGGCUGUAAACCAAAUGUGGGUCAGGCCACAGGAGGAGCCGUGCUCUUCAAGGCAACUAUCCAGCUGUAAAUAACUCUGGUGUCUGCAAGUAGUUCAGUAUUGGAUUUCUGUGUUACUGGUACGUUGGCCUGGUUUCUUAAAGGGCUAUUUUGUUGUCACAGUUCUGAUGUUGCUUUUAUGGUGUUCUUCCUGUACAAUAGACUAAAGAUGAAGUCUGAAAAGGUUUGGUAACUUUUGACCACUUAAAACAUGAAUUUUCUUAAUCUUUUUAAAAAGAAAAAUAACUUCUUGUUCCUGAAGUACUGUAAUACCAGUUCUCAUACGCACAACUGACCUCUGCACCUUUUUUAUUUUGUAGUUUAAACUACAGUAUUUUAUGUUUUCAUGUUUUGUCUCAAUACGAGGAAUGGAAUAUUGUUUUUUAAUGUUUGUUUUUAAGCAAAGAUUCCAAGAAUAUACCAGUUCCGGCUUCUCAAAUUUGAAAAUUUAUAUCCAGAUAUUUAUCUUUUAUAAAGAUAUGUCAUCUAAUGUGAGAAUAAAUGUGCUAAAUGUUGAGUUAAACCUGGAAUGAAAGACCUGAUCCACAUCUUGUGAUCCAUUUUGUCAGUAUAAAGAUGAGAUGUGUGAAAUUAGUGUUCCUCUAGUCACCACUGGGUGGCAGUGUUGUCUAACGUGAGAACUUUAAAAAGCACACACUUAAAGACACAUUUUUAAUACAGACAUCUUUUUCUACAGACAAAACAGUUUAGAUUAGAAAAUUCAUUUAAAAUUAAAGACUUCAUCUACGGUCGACAAAUGUCACAACACACAAGACAUUUUCAAAUAAAGAUGCAUAUUAACAAAUCUACAAUAAA
Messenger RNA from Dicentrarchus labrax (European seabass), 3659 nucleotides. RefSeq lists its product as uncharacterized. The record is from RefSeq and is a predicted model, not a curated record. Lineage: Eukaryota; Metazoa; Chordata; Actinopteri; Moronidae. Gene Ontology annotation, biological process: monocarboxylic acid transport; transmembrane transport. Gene Ontology annotation, molecular function: monocarboxylic acid transmembrane transporter activity. The transcript is spliced from 6 exons. Bases 496 to 1791 code for a protein of 431 amino acids.